AAAAUUUGAAAUAAACCUCCGUCAUCGUCUGUCUAGUGUCUACCCCUGCACAGCACAGUGACAGUCACACAGCAAAGCAUCUACACCUUCCACUCCCCUGCAAAGCAACUGUCUCUUCUCCUCAACGCAGAAGACCAAAAAAAUGCUAACCCUAAACGUCCUAAACGUCGUCGCGCGUCCCUCCAUAUUGCAAAAUUCUUCAGCUCAACCAUCUAAUCAUCAAUUCAAUUAUAUCAACUACCGGCUUGCAAAUACAGGGAGAAGAAAGCUUAAGGUUUCGAGACUCAGGUCUAACUUUUGGGACUCCAUAAGAUCAGGGUUCUUGAAGGAUAAUUCGACGCAAGUUGUGGAAUCACCCUCUACGCUCCAAGAAGAGGAAGAACCACAGCCUGAAGAGUUUGUUCUUGUGGAAAAGACUGAGGAAGAUGGAGUGGUUGAGCAAAUAAUAUUCUCUUCUGGUGGGGAUGUUGAUAUAUAUGAUCUGCAGACCCUGUGUGAUAAGGUGGGCUGGCCUAGAAGGCCACUGUCAAAAUUAGAUGCAGCUUUAAAAAAUAGCUACAUGGUAGCCACAUUGCAUUCUAUACGGAAAUCACCUGGAUCGGAGGGGAAUGACCAAAAGAAGCUUAUUGGCAUGGCUCGUGCUACAUCUGAUCAUGCCUUCAAUGCUACAAUUUGGGAUGUUCUGGUUGAUCCUAGCUAUCAGGGCCAAGGCCUUGGUAAGACACUUGUUGAAAAGAUUAUUAGAGCUCUUCUACAAAGGGACAUUGGCAAUAUAACGCUAUUUGCAGAUAGUCAAGUAGUAGAGUUCUAUCAGAAUUUGGGAUUUGAACCUGAUCCUGAGGGCAUUAAAGGUAUGUUUUGGUACCCAAAGUACUAGUUGACUGGGGUGAGGACAGGCUUCUUUGUGCUUGAAUUUAACCGCUUCAACUUGCAAAAUGCAAUGGCACAAAGGACUUAAGAUAGAGAGGAAACCCACUUGUAAGUGCACAUCACAUGUAACUGUAAUUUGAAGCUUUCGCGAUUGAUUGUCAUGUAUAUCAUGGAAAUAUGAGGCAGUUAACUUUCCACCGUUCAAGAACAGUUGAUUUAUUCGUACAUCUUGUACUUUAUUACCUUGCUUUACGCAGCAUGAGAUUUGAUGAGAACUUUUCCAA
Molecule: messenger RNA, 1154 nt
Organism: Populus nigra (black poplar)
Lineage: Eukaryota; Viridiplantae; Streptophyta; Magnoliopsida; Malpighiales; Salicaceae
Product: probable acetyltransferase TAP2
Exons: 8
Coding region: 143-877 (244 amino acids)
Cellular component (GO): cytoplasm
Molecular function (GO): N-acetyltransferase activity
Source: RefSeq, a predicted model, not a curated record